AUGGGCGAGGAACAAAAAAAGAUCCUCACCGAUUUUGUUGACAAAGCCAUUUCCCCCGAAGCCAGCAUGGCAGCAAAAAGUUUCCUCACGGUCUUGGGCUUGGAAAAUGGCACUGCUUUGAGCGACGAUGCGAAGAAAGCGGUGGAGUGGAUUUGCAAGGCGAAAAGCAGCGUGGGGAAGCUGGUGGCGAAGCAUGUGAAAAACCUGCAAGACUUGCAGAAGCAGCUGGCUGAAGAGAGCGUGGAUGAAGUGAAGGAAGCCACACGUGCUGAGGUUCUGAGCAUGCUAAGUCACAUCAGUGAAAAGGAGAAAAAGGAUCUCUUCAGCGUGGUGCCUGCCUUGGUGGCGAAAGCACGCAUGUGUGAGCCGCAUGACCUAGAGCUUGCAGGCAAACUUGCGUCUGCAGAGGAUUUUUUCUUGGACUUCUUAGACACUGAGCUGACGGCGGCCAUGGAUUCACUCAAACAUGAAGAUGCUGAGGCAGCACCUCUGUGUUUGGUGACUGACUGGGGUUGGACAAGGGAAAGUACGCGCAAGCUGCAAGGCCAAUACAAGUCUGCAACAGCGUUUGUCCAGAUUUACCGCAAAGUCAAUCGGAAGGAUGGCCCUGACCUGGCGCAAUUCUGUGGGUUGUCACAGCUUCUCUCAACACUUCCCAUGCCGUUUCAAGAGGAGAAAAGGAUGGUGGAGGAGUGGGCUGCCCAGUUGGAGUCUCGGUAUGAAAGCCUCCAAGAAAAGACCCUUCAUGGAGUUUUCCAGAAGUGCAAGGAAGUAGACAGCAGCAUAGAUUUGAUUCUGAAGGUGGCGCAAGGAGAGGCACCUCCACACAGUCUUAAUCUUUCUGUCCUUCACAAGUUGGAGACACAAUCAAUGGGAAGUUCAAUGAAAACGCUCAGCCAGUGGUUUGAAGCUCAUGGGGCGGUCAAUGACAACAUGGCCGCAAGCCACCUGUGGAAAGUGCUCUUGACUGUGCGAGCGCUGAUGAAGGAGCCCAUGAACAUCAGGUGCGAUUCCGAAGAUGGGGUGAGCACUUUCAAAGUUUUCGCUUCCUUGGACAUUGACAGAAGUGGAACUCAGAAGCUCCCAACCAUGGGGGUUUGCUCAUGGUGCGAUGUGAACAAUGAGCUGAUGAGUCCAGGGCAUUGCCAAGGAGGUCAGCUCGGAACCAUCCUUCUUCAGAAGAUGGGCUGUUUGGAGAAGGAGAUGCACAACAACCUCCACAAGCAGUGCAUGAAGGCUUACGAAGAAUUUGCCGAUGUUCUUUUGAAAGAGUUGGCUGCCAGCUUGCUUGCCGCCGUGCCAGCUUUUUUGCGAAAGCUGGCUGCCAGCUUGCUCGGUGGCGUGCCAGUUUUUGGAAAGAGCUGGACGCGAAAAGCGAAGGAAGAAGUGGUGAAGUGGCUGAAGACAGAAGAUCCGACUUUUGCGGAGCUCCGCAUCAACUUGAAGGAGUUGGGACCGAAACUUGAAAUGAUGGCGAAGUUUCAUUCCGAAAUGGCCAAGUUGACCGAAGGUUUGCCCAAGGAAUAUGUAGCACUCACGACCAAAGGUGCCUCUGAGAGCCUGUCUAUCAUGGCAGGGGUCCUUUGUGCUGCCAGUUGGCAAGAAAUUUUGGGCAUGCCAGAGGGGAAGGCCCAAUUUGACGCCGCAUCUGCCGCUCUCACCAGCCAUGUUCUUUGGUCAAGAAAGAAAUGCAAGCAAAGUGGUUACAACCCAAGCAACCCUCUUAUCCUCUUGGCAAGCAUCAGAAAAAACAGGUGA
Molecule: messenger RNA, 1758 nt
Organism: Cladocopium goreaui
Lineage: Eukaryota; Dinophyceae; Suessiales; Symbiodiniaceae
Source: the annotation of a GenBank genome assembly